AUGUGCAUAUGCAUCCAGUUCAUGCGUGACAGGUACACUGGUUCAGGUGCUAUGGUAUCAGUAACUUGCACCCAUGACAGUCACAAGGUCUUUGACAUUGGUCAGAGCACUCCUGAUCCUGUGGAGUUUGACGUGGAAACACAAGCUAGUGCAAGACUGGCCGGGAGGUGCCUUAUGGCCACAUUGUAUCGGCCAGUGCAGUGCUGCUGCCAGAAUCGUGUCCGGGGGAAGGUGGUGGUUGUCACGGGUGCCAGCAGUGGCAUUGGCUUUGCCAUAGCCCAAGACUUGGCCAGUAAAGGGGCUCGUGUGUAUUUGGCAGGCCGCAACAUAAAGACAGGACAGGACACUGUACUUAAACUGUACAAGAAGACUGGCAAUCCAGCCAUCCACUUCCUACAUGUAGAUCUCCAGGAUUUCAGUUCAAUUCAUUCCUUUGUCAAGUCUUUUCUGAAGUGUGAAAAUCAACUUAAUAUACUUGUGAACAAUGCAGCUGUCUUCCACCAUCCUGCUGGCCUGACCACAGACCAAAUUGAAAUCACCUAUCAGACCAACUAUCUUGGUGUGUUCCUCCUCACCAGCCUGCUCCAAAGUGCCAUCCAACAGUCUUCAAACCCUCGCAUUGUAUUUGUGUCAUCAGAGGCACACAAGCUUGUUACCCUACAGGAUUUGGUUGCCUUCAAGCCAAGGCAAUUAAGUCCUCUGACAACUUUUUCAGAUUAUGUGAAGAUUUAUGGCAUAUCAAAACUUGCUUUGCAUCUCUAUUCUCAACACCUUGUUGAGUCACUUCCAGGUGUGUAUAUUGGACUGACUAACCCUGGCAAUGUGUGGACCCCCAUCUACCGCCACUCUUGGAGGUCUUGGAGUUUGAAGCAUGUGCUCAUAAGGCUGUGGUGCUACAUCUUCAUGAGGGAUGCGCAGGAGGGGGCCCAGUCCACCAUACAUGCCCUCAAUGCCCAAAAUCCACACAGUGGACAAUACAUUAAUAGUUUCAUGGUUGGUGAAGAAAAGCAGCCGUAUGAUUCAUCACUGGUGCAGAGGCUGGUAGCUGACUCUGUCUUCCUCACAGGCUUGCCUGCCACAAGCUGCUGUGGUGACAGGUGUUGAUGGAAGUUAAGUUUUAAGUUUCAUGGGCAUUAUGGUGGUGAAGAAAAUACUUGAGGAAUUAUCUUGCUAGAAUGUUUGUUACAAUCUAGCAUUAUAGAUUGUGAUUAUUUUUGUAACAUUAUGUAGAAAUAUGUGAUAUAAUGAAGUAUUUUGUUUUAUAACUGUAUUUUGGGUAUUUUGUCUACUUUGUUCCUUAUCUUGAGCAAAUUAAUAUUGCUUUAAAUGUGAACCUUUUGUACUAGUUGGUAAGCACAGAACAUAUUUUCCUUUCUCUAUUUGUUAGCUGUUUGUGUAUUUUCUGUGAUGGUUUGUUGGCAAGACACUCAAUGUGCAUCAACUUUUAAGUAAAUGAUAGUAUGCCUGUUAUUCUUCAUUCCAUUAUUGAUUUUAAUGCUCCUGUAACUAAUUUUACCAUGUGUAAAAAGGGUAAAUGUUAAUGAAAGUUUGUAUUAUUUUCAUGUGCCAAACUAAGAACAAUAAAGUACAAGUAACUUGCAGGCAUGAGAACAUUUAAUGUUACUGGUUUUGGGGAGGUGGAGGUUGUAGGGCAACAUUCCUACACUGGUCAGGCACGCCCCCGUGAACAGGCAAAGAUAGGCGUCAGCCUCCAAGAAGUUUGUUGUUCUUGUGAGAUGGAGCUGCUGGAUUCCAGGUACAUGAGCAGCAAGGCCUUUGAGUCCCAUGUCCUAGGAGAUGCUAUGAGUGCCCUGGACCGUGCUCUGGAGACAUCCUUUUUCUUGAUGACAAAUGAUGAGAUUGCAAGAGUUGUUGUGUGUCUGCCUGGCAAGUUGGUAAAUGUGUCAGAGGAUGUCAGUUUUAAGUGCACUGCCCACCUAAGGAUUGAAGAGAAUAGCAGGCCUGUCUAUGAACUGACUCCAGCUGACAAGUUGGGUAUAGCAGUGAAAUAUAAAAACAUUGGUGUUUCUCUCUAUAAGGAAGGGUUGUUGCACAAACAGACUUUAGCUUUUUUUGUGUUCAGUGAUGCUGUGAAAUGGCUGUGCAUGAUACCACCUGAUGAGGCUGAGGAUUUAUUCCAAGAAGUGAUGACAAUAAAGAUGCAGUGUUAUAACAAUAUUGCACUGUUUCAUUUGCAGCAGCAUAAUUAUAACCUUUGUGUUGUGGCAGCCACAAUCUUGCUGAAUGUUGAUGAAGGGAAUGUGAAGGCUUUGUAUCGCAGAGCCGUGGCCAACACCGAAAUGCAGAAUUAUGAACUGGCUGCAGAGGAUCUGAGGGCUGCCCUGCUCUUGGAUCCCAACAACAAGUCUCUGAAGAGACAACAGGACAUGAUCAAAAGGAAGCAGAAAGACCUUACAGAUAAAUAUGCUGUUGCAAUGAAAAAGAUGUUUUCCUGAUCAGUUUUCAAUGUAAUAACUUUUUGAUGUACAGUAUUACUUGCUGGAGAACCUGCCGGCACUCAUCAGAGUAUUAAUUAUCAAAAAGUUGUUAUAUUGUUGCAACAAAUUGUAUUAAACAAGUUUAUACAUUUAGAGCGAAACUUGACAAUUAAGGCAAAAUGGAAUGACAAACUUGAA
This is a messenger RNA of Scylla paramamosain (green mud crab), 2636 nucleotides long. Its product is annotated as retinol dehydrogenase 11-like. Lineage: Eukaryota; Metazoa; Arthropoda; Malacostraca; Decapoda; Portunidae. The transcript is spliced from 10 exons. The record is from RefSeq and is a predicted model, not a curated record. Bases 1 to 1104 code for a protein of 367 amino acids.